This is a messenger RNA of Poecilia latipinna (sailfin molly), 962 nucleotides long. Its product is annotated as sodium-coupled neutral amino acid transporter 2-like. The transcript has 8 exons. Lineage: Eukaryota; Metazoa; Chordata; Actinopteri; Cyprinodontiformes; Poeciliidae. The record is from RefSeq and is a predicted model, not a curated record. Gene Ontology annotation, molecular function: L-glutamine transmembrane transporter activity. Bases 69 to 938 code for a protein of 289 amino acids. Gene Ontology annotation, cellular component: plasma membrane. Gene Ontology annotation, biological process: L-glutamine transport; amino acid transmembrane transport.
AAUAAAUUAUGUUUUUUUCAACAGAUUGUGUAACAAAUAUUAUUCUAUCAAUUUAAAGAUGUAUUUGUAUGUGUUUCAGUGAAUGGUACAUCAAUGGAGAUUACCUCGUGAUUCUGGUCUCGAUUAUUGUCAUCCUACCUCUCUCAUUACUCAGGAACUUAGGUUACCUUGGUUACACCAGUGGUCUCUCUCUGCUCUGCAUGGUGUUUUUUCUGAUUGUGGUGAUCAUAAAGAAGUUCCAGAUCCCAUGCCCUCUGCCUCUUCCUGACACUGGAAAUGAAACCAUGCAUAUGUUCAACAUCACCCCCCACAGCGACAACGUCACUAUAGAUGAUGACACUUGCAAGCCUAAAUACUUUGUCUUUAACUCACAGACUGUCUAUGCUAUACCCAUCCUCACGUUUGCCUUCGUGUGCCAUCCUACUAUCCUACCCAUGUAUGAUGAGCUCAAAGACCGCUCACGCCGAAAGAUGCAGAAUGUGGCCAACGUUUCCUUCCUGGCCAUGUUCAUCAUGUACCUGCUGGCCGCCCUCUUUGGAUACCUCACCUUCAACAUCCAUGUGGGACCUGAGCUGCUCCACACCUACUCAAACUACUACAAGUACGAUAUUCUCCUGCUGGUUGUUCGCCUGGCUGUGCUGGCCGCUGUCACACUCACAGUUCCUGUGAUGCUCUUCCCUAUUCGUACCUCAGUCGGCCACCUGCUGUUCCCAGGAAAAGACUUCAGCUGGAUCCGUCACGCUAUCAUCCCCCUGACCCUGUUAACAGGAACCAACAUUCUGGUCAUCUUUGUCCCGAGCAUCAGAGAUAUUUUUGGCUUUAUUGGUGCCUCUGCUGCUGCAAUGCUGAUCUUCAUCCUGCCCUCAGCUUUCUAUAUCAAACUGGUUAAGAAGGAGUCAAUGAAAUCCAUAAAGAAGAUUGGGGUAAGACAUUAUUAAACAUUUCACAAUUUCAAUCACAUU